Molecule: messenger RNA, 2381 nt
Organism: Calidris pugnax (ruff)
Lineage: Eukaryota; Metazoa; Chordata; Aves; Charadriiformes; Scolopacidae
Gene: OSGEPL1
Product: O-sialoglycoprotein endopeptidase-like 1
Exons: 9
Coding region: 351-1601 (416 amino acids)
Biological process (GO): tRNA threonylcarbamoyladenosine modification
Cellular component (GO): mitochondrion
Source: RefSeq, a predicted model, not a curated record
CAGCGCGACAGCGCGGUGACAAACGCGACUGCGGCCGGGGCGGCUGCCGAGAAGUGGCCCCGGUGGGUGCUGCCUGGAGGCAUUGCCCCAGUGGGGUGCUGCCCUAAUCGGGUGCUGCCCUGGAGGCGCAGCCCGGUGGGGUGUCUGCCUGUGGGGUGCUGCCCCGGUGGGUGCUGCCUGGAGGCACUGCCCAGUGGGGUGCUUCCCCGGUGGAGCAUUGGCCGAUGGGGUGUUGCCCUGGAGGUGCUGUCCUGGAAGCACCACAGGCAGCGAGUGUGGGUGAAGGGCUCUCUUGAAGCACCAAUUAAGUUCUUUUCUAGAGGUCACCACCAGACAGGGGUUUUUUAACAAUGAACAGUGUUUCCAAAAGCCUCUUGAGGUCAGUUAACCCCGGCCGGGCUGCCUGGCUGAGGAGCUGCUCCGCUCACUCCGGGAAACAGCGCCUUCGGAAGCUGGUCCUGGGCAUAGAGACAAGCUGCGACGACACCGGCGCUGCUGUGGUGGACGAUGCUGGCCAUGUGCUGGGAGAAGCUCUGCACUGUCAGAAGGAAGUCCAUUUGCAAGCAGGUGGAAUAAUUCCUGUGGUGGCCCAGCAACUUCACAGAGAAAACAUCGAGGGAGUAGUAAAAGAAGCGCUCAGUGUCAGCGGAGUUUGUGUAGGUGACCUUGCAGCUAUUGCGACUACAGUGAAACCAGGACUUGCCCUCAGCCUUGGAGUGGGGCUGGAGUACAGCUUGGGCUUGGUCAGCAGGUACCAGACACCCUUCAUACCCAUUCAUCACGUGGAGGCUCACGCACUGACCGUCAGACUCACCCAUCACGUGGAAUUCCCCUUCUUGGUUCUUUUACUCUCUGGAGGGCACUGCAUCUUGGCAGUAGCUCAAGGAGUUUCAGAUUUCCUUCUGCUUGGACAGACCAUAGAUAUAGCACCGGGUGACAUGCUGGAUAAGGUGGCCAGGAGGCUGUCUCUGAGGAAGCACCCGGAGUGCCACAGCAUGGCCGGGGGGAAGGCGAUAGAGCACUUGGCUCAAACUGGAAACCGGCAACAGCACACCUUCAGGCUUCCCUUGCAACAGUACCGUAACUGUGACUUCUCUUUUUCUGGACUUCAGAACCUCGUCAAUAACGUCAUUAUACAAAAAGAAAAAGAAGAAGGUAUUCGAGAAGGUGAGCUCCUGUCCUGUGUCAAGGAUAUUGCUGCUGCUGCACAGCACGCAGUGGCUCUUCAUAUUAUCCAGCGGACCUAUCGAGCCAUGCUGUUCUGCAUAAAAAAUAGCAUAUUACCAUCAAAAAAUGCAACUUUGGUUGUGUCAGGAGGAGUUGCAAGCAAUCAGUAUAUCCGAAAAGGUCUACAGGCUUUGGCAGAUGCAAACGAUUUUGCUUUACUGUGUCCUCCUCCAAGACUGUGCACCGAUAACGGUGUCAUGAUCGCAUGGAAUGGCAUCGAAAGGUUACGUGCGGGACUUGGUGUUUUACACAGUCCUGAGGGCAUCCGCUAUGAACCCAGAGCUCCCCUUGGAAUUGAUAUUUCAAAAAGAGUUGAAGAAGAUUCCAUCAAAGUGCCAAAAUUAAAAAAGAAGAUACAAUGGUUGGCAUCUUAAAAAAGAACUUUGUAAAGUAAAUGCAACUAUAAAUUGUUCAAUAAAAAUACUUUUAGUGCUGUUACAUUUGCUGAUGGUACUUGGUUUAUAAGCGUUGAAAAUCACCUGUCAGAGAAAUAAAUGCUGCGUGGUAUCACCAAACUGAUUCCAGUUACUGCUCCACUAAUGUCUAAGGGUUCUAAGUAUUAAUAAAAAAAAAUAAAAAUUAAAAGUGCACUUUCUAAUAAAUAAACUAAUUUGUCUAAUAAACUUAGACAAAUGAAAACAUCUUCGCUGUUUAAACUCUGUAACUUAUAAGGUGUUUAUCUAUUUAUGAGAUAUACCAUAUAAUUUAACUAUAUAAUUCAUAUGUUUUAACUUACACUACAUGUUAAAAAAAAAAUUCGUAUUUUCCAAUUUUCUAUGAUUGACAAGUUACAGAAAGUAAACACAGAAGAGCACAGAUUUUAAAGAAGAUCUCGAUGUAUUAGCUGUGCCAGAAGCUGAACUUCAACAGUAUCUAAUUUUCUGCUGCUGGUGUGAGAAGCCUAUUUUUAUACAAAAUUAAAAUUUUCAGAUAUAGGGCUAGUGCCUCUUUAUUUUUUUUUAUUUUUUUUUUUAUAAGCAGAUCAGCAAAGCUAAUCACUGUGUGAAUCAGCUUUUAAGAUGCAAGUUCUGAAUUUUGAUGUAAAUAAUGGAUUAUUUGACUUUGCCUCUUGAUAAUCAGUGUAAGGUGCUUUUACAGUGUUAUUCACUACAAUGGUAUUUACUGAAAUAAAUCAUUCAAGUAUUAAGCACCUA